Molecule: messenger RNA, 1469 nt
Organism: Cylas formicarius (sweet potato weevil)
Lineage: Eukaryota; Metazoa; Arthropoda; Insecta; Coleoptera; Brentidae
Product: tektin-2
Exons: 5
Coding region: 110-1390 (426 amino acids)
Biological process (GO): cilium movement involved in cell motility; cilium assembly
Cellular component (GO): nucleus; microtubule cytoskeleton
Source: RefSeq, a predicted model, not a curated record
GUCAAAUUUUAAUGUUUCCCUACCAACCGGCGUUUCGUUUUGUCAAUAUAUCGCGUGAUAAUUUCAGUUUUACCCCGAAACGAACAUCUACAAUCUAUUGGACUAAAAAAUGUCCGUCAUUACGUACGAGAAACCGACUGCGCGUCUGAGCCUCGCCGACUGGUUCACGAAGCAGUGGACCGAACGCCAGGCGAACGAAGCGACGGGCGCCGACGCUUUCGUUUUACGUCACGACGCUCGCCAACUGCGAAACGAAACGCGAAUACGCACCGAUUGGGACACGCGCCUAAAUGACGCCCGUCUGGCGGAUCGCGUCACCGAAACCGACCACUGGCGGCAAAGACUCGAAGCUUGCGCCGCGAGAAUCGAUGGAGAGAUGGCGCUUCUCGCGGACGAAAAAUUCUCGACCGAAAAGCAAAUCGACGCCAUGUCGAUUCCGUUCAACGUCAUGUCCGAGUGCAUUUCGAUGCGCGACAAUCGACUCCCCGCGGAAUUGACCAACGAUGAUGCGGAUGCCGAACUGAAGAAGGAACUAUGCGUAGCGGAAAACAGAAAGAGGGCGCUGAUCGAACGAUGUCACGCCGCCUGGGAGAAAAUUAACAAACUGAACGAGGUGCGGUUCAAACUGAGCGUCGAUAUCGGCGACAAGCGGGAGGCGAUAGAGAUUGACGCAAAUCAGUUAGCCACGCACAAGAACUGCGCCGAAAUCAGCCACAAACUCGACCCGCUGAGGAUCGUCAAGGGGUCACAUUCACACGCCACGUGGCUCGAGCACUCGCGCCAAUUAAAACAGGCGGCCGACGAUGAACUCGCGGACACGCUGAAGCUGCGAGAGGCGCUGUUCGUGGCGAGGGAGCGUGCGCGAAACGACAUGGCUGCGCAGCGCGACCGCGUCGACUUCGUCCUGCGCAGGCGCAUCUUCGAGACGCAGAAGGCGCGCAACGAAGCCGAGUGGCAGCGAGCGAAAACCGGCGACGAGAUGGCCAAACUGGAGCGCGAGAUUGCGGCCCUCGAGGAAGCUCUGCGCGACAAAAUGGCUGCCGCCAAACUAGCGGAGACCAGGCUCGAAAAUCGAUCGUACCGCCCAGGAUUCGAACUGGCUACCGACGAACCCGAGCGAGGUUUAAAAGAAGAAGUGCUGCGACUGAGACAAACAGCGGGCGAACUGCGCGAUAAAAUCGAUUGCGCAAAAACGACUUACAACGCGCUGGAAGAAAGAAUGGUGGCGAUCGAUCACGAUCUGGCAGGCAAAAAUCAAUCAAUGACGACGGACGUCAGGUGCCUCGAUCUAAGGGCAAGGUUGCGCCAAGGAGAGUUUGCCGGGCCGCCCACGCAAACCGACCGAAAUAUACAACUGACGCGGAUGGAGAAGGAAAUACCCGCCGAGUGAUUCCCAGAUUACGAGUUAAUUUAUGUCCCAAUAAAUUUUGUUGUGAGCUGUUCGAUUUAUUAAUAGCCAAUUCCCUGGA